CCCCGUCCUGAACGCCACCAUUGGACAAGAGGUACCACUACUAUAAACACACAGAAGAACAAGUCCCUGCGCGAGAAUCAGACCACGUCGGAGUUAUCCACGGCCGAGGUGGAGAACUUUUCCUAACUGGGUUUUAUAACUUUUGUGCUCCGCGAACAACUUUAAAAAAAAAAGUUGAAACCACGACAGGACUGUGUUUAAUCUUUUUUGUUCUGGAAGUUGCGCUCGCAUGAUUCAAGAGUCUCUCGAGAUUUGUGUUUCUACAUGGGAAUGUAUUUAUAAGGAGAAACGACAUGACGAGUAUCUGUUUACUGUGAGGUUCAACGCCGUCGAGCAGAGAGGAGUUUCUCUGGCGGGUAGCAGGAACGGCAUGUAGCACAGGAUCGAGGCACCCGUUCAUCAUCAUCCUCCUCCUCCUCCUCCUCCUCCUCCUCCUCCUCAUCCUCCUCCUCUCCGGACAUCUUUGGGAAUGGGCCAGCGCCUUGCCAGGGUGCAUCUUUCCACCCUGUGGUGUGGCUGGCGUCGUGCGAGAGUGAGGAGGGCGACGGCCAGGUCAUAGAGCCUGCCUGUCUCUCCGCUUCCUUGCCCCCAAGUGACUUUUGACCUUUGACUCAACCGGGACCUCCAUUCAGCCAUGCCCUUCCGGCUGAAGCUGCGACGCACGCGGCGCUACAAUGUCCUGAGCAAGAACUACUUUGUGACACGGAUUCGCCUGCUGGACAGCAAUGUGAUUGAAUGCACUCUUUCAGUGGAGAGUACAGGACAGGAAUGUCUGGAGGCGGUGGCCCAAAGGCUGGAGCUACGGGAGACCCAUUACUUCGGGCUGUGGUUCCAUGGAAAGACCCAGGCCCCGGCCCAUCGCUGGGUGGAGCUGGAGAAACCCCUCAAGAAGCAACUGGACAAGUUUGGCAAUGAGCCACUGCUCUUCUUCGGAGUCAUGUUCUACGUGCCCAGUGUUUCCCGGCUGGAGCAAGAAGCCACCAGGUAUCAGUAUUACCUGCAGGUGAAGAAGCAGGUGUUGGAUGGACGCCUCCAUUGCUCAGUAGAGCAGGGGAUCAGACUAGCUGGCCUAGCAGUACAAGCUGACUUUGGAGACUUCACACAGUUCAUUUCUCAGGACUUCCUCAGGGAGUACGUGCUCUUCCCAGUAGUGAACUGGCCUAAUAGCGAGGAGGUGUUGGAAGAAUGCACCCAGAAAGUCGCUGAGGAGCACAAGAGUCACUGUCGCAUGCAGAACGCUGAAGCAGAGCUGCUGUACAUCAAGGAUGUGGAGAAACUGGACGGCUUUGGGCAGGAGAGCUUUCCUGCUAAGGACAACUACACCAAUGAUAUUUUCAUCGGCGUGUCCUUCAUUGGGGUGUUUGUCAAACACAGAAAUGGCAGAUCCAUCAUGCUCCACAAGUGGAAGGACAUUGGUACCAUAGCGCACAACAAGUCAGCCAUCACAGUAGAGAUAACAAGCAGAGAUGACACCAUUAUUUUUCACAUGGAGGAUAUGGAAAUGGCCAAGUACAUCGCUCGUCUUUUCACGGCCAGACACAAAUUCUACAAACAGAACAAGAUCUGUGCAGAGCCCAAUCACUCACCUGCACCAAUCAGGAGGAGACCCACAUGGACCCACCGCCUAUCUCUGCCGCGGCCCCAGUCCUGUAACUUCCAGUCAAUGCAUUCCCAGUAUGGAGAGCAUUAUCAGGACACACAGAGCUCCCAAGACAGCAUCUUCCAUGACGACCCCUACUACAAGUCUGAGACCAGUCUGGACCGCUGCCCGGCGGACUUUCCUUUCCGUAACGGUACCGUGCCCAAUGGAAGCAUGUACAGCAGCCCCAGCUUGAGCUCCCUCAAUCAUUCCCAGACUUUUGUCCCACCCUCGCCCAUGUCCUCCAACCUCAGCAUCCCUGGCAGCGAGCUAAUGCGCCCUGACUACAUCCCCAGCCACCGCCACAGUGCCAUCAUUGCUCCGUCCUACCGGCCCACGCCUGAGUAUGAUGCUGUCAUGCGGCAGAAGCGGCGCAUAAUUCCCGCUCACCAUGACCUCCACAGCCAAUCGUUGCGCAGUCUGAACAUCAGUAAUGCAUGUGCUUACCGUCAGCCUGAGGCUCUGGUGUAUAGCCAGCCAGAGAUGAGGGAGAGGAGCCCUUAUCAUGGCCUGGGGCCCAAUCCUGGACCUUACACACCACAGAUCAGCUACAGUAAGCCAGUGUCCCAUGGCCCUCAUCAGGGAGGACCAGCCAGCAGCCAGGGCCCAUGUCAUUCACCCUGCGUUAAUGGAGGGGGAGGCAGUGGUGGGGGUGGAGGUGUAGGAAGCUCCAUCUCUCACACUGUCAGCACACCUGAGCUGGCAAAUACCAAACAACAGGGGAACAAUGCGGGAAGCUAUGCAGCUACAGCUAACAUGCUGAGAAACCACAUGUCGCGUCCUCCUCCUCCCUACCCUUCCAGCUCCUUCCGUCCGGCCACCAGCACCCCGGACCUAGCCAGCCACCGUCACCGUUGCAUGGGGGGCAGCAGUCCAGAGCUGGUUACCCGUAUGGUGCAGCUCUCAGUCAAGACAUUCCAGCCGGACAGCUCGGCCGUGGUUCACCAGUCCCUGCAGGAAGUUAGUGAACCAUUAACUGCUGCUGCAAAGCACCGCUCCACCCUGGGCAAGCGACACAGCAUGGAGGUGAUCAGCAGCAUGAGAGGAGGAGGGAUGGAGGGCAUGGUGAUGAAGGGAAUGAAUGCUCCCCUAAAUCGGAGGAAUACUCUGCGAGAACAUGUGAUGCCGCCUCAGCCUCAGUCCAUUCCUCAACCCCAGCCCCAGCCCCAGACCCCUCAGCCACAACCCCAGCCUCCAGCUCAGCAGCCACAGGAGGUGUCCAUGCAGAUGCCUGCCCAGAAAACAUCUGAGACUUGUGUAACGCCACCUGUGGCCUACCAGCAUCAAAAGACUCUCUCCAAUGCUACAAUGCUCAUACACAGUAGUGAGAGUGAAGAGGAGGAGGAAGAGGAAGAGGAGAGGCCUGAGUUGGAUGUUCAAAUCCCAGGUCUCAAUGAGGACAUCAGUAUCAGCGCUCAGCUCCAGGCUGCAUUGGCCAAGCUGCCCAACAAACCCCCUCCUGAGUACCCUGGUCCUCCUAGACCUUCAAGUAAUGCUCAAAUCCGCACCCAGAACCACACUCACCACCGAAACCAUAAUCAAGGGGCACAGAGCAACCAGGGACCAAUGGACCCAAACCAAUCCCAGGGCCGAGCAAUGAAAGCUGGGCAGUGCCCAGGUGUUAGCGGGCCUGGAGGUGGUGGUGGUGGUGCAGGUGGUGGUGGGACACUGACCCGAGGGGACCAGGGUGGAGUGAAUGGAACAGUUUUAGGUCCAUCUAUUUCAGAACCGGACCUUACCAGUGUGAAGGAGAGAGUGAGGAAGGAGCCGGUCAAAGAGAGGCCGGUGUCAGAGAUGUUCUCCUUAGAAGACAGCAUAGUGGAGAGGGAAAUCGCUCAGAGGACGCUGGAAAGACAGAAGAUGUCCGUGGACUCCAUGAAGAGGCCGCUGAUGAUGGCCGCCCUCAACGGCCUAUACGUGGCCCGAAUGCCUGUCCCUGUGAGUCCCGCGGAAGAAGGUGCCAAGGCUGCUACCGACGAACGGUGUAAGACCUUGGAGUUGAAGCUGGAAGAGGAGCGGGUCUUCACUGAGUAUGAGCAGGUGCCCAAGAAGAGGACAGACUGUGUUGUCACUACAGCAACUCUUCCCGAAAACACUGAGCGCAACCGUUUCCGUGACGUUGUUCCAUACGAAGAGAAUCGGGUUGAGCUUGUACCAAACAAGGAGAACAACACAGGCUACAUCAAUGCCUCGCAUAUCAAGGUGAUGAUUAGAGGGGAAGAGUGGCACUACAUUGCCACCCAGGGCCCACUAGCCAACACCUGUGCCGACUUCUGGCAGAUGGUCUGGGAGCAGGGGGUCAACGUCAUCGCCAUGGUUACUGCCGAGGAGGAGGGUGGCAGAUCCAAGAGUCACCGCUACUGGCCUAAACUGGGAUCCAAACACAACUCAGCCACUCAUGGCAAGUUCAAGGUGACCACCAAAUUCCGCACCGACUCGGGCUGCUACGCCACCACGGGGUUAAAGGUCAAACACCUUCUGUCUGGCCAGGAGAGGACUGUCUGGCACCUUCAGUACACUGACUGGCCUGAGCAGGGCUGUCCCGAAUAUGUCCAGGGAUUCCUCUCCUACCUUGAGGAGAUCCAGUCUGUAAGGAGACACACCAACUCCAUGUUGGACACUUCAAAGAGCCUCAAUCCACCUGUGGUGGUUCACUGUAGUGCCGGGGUGGGUCGCACUGGAGUGGUCAUCCUCACUGAGCUCAUGAUCAGCUGCCUGGAGCACAAUGAGCCCGUCGACGUUCCCACCAUGUUGUCAGGGCUGAGGCAGCAGAGGAUGCUAAUGGUGCAGACCAUUUCCCAGUACAAGUUUGUCUACCAGGUCCUCAUUCAGUUCCUCAAGAACUCCCGCCUCAUCUGAGCCUAGGGUCCAGACCUUUGACCUUACAUGAUAUGGAAGAAUGGUACCAGAGAACAUCAAUGGUCCUUUAAAUAAGCACGAGGACUGUGCAAAACAUACAGUAUAUCUGAUAGCUGGUUGGAAGCAGAUACAGAGAUCCGUUUUCUUUCUGGCAGUUUAUGAAAAUUCUAGUGGAUUUUCACACAAACUCACCUCAAGGGAGGAAACGAUUUUUGUAGGCCUGUGUAGACCCUUAUUGCUAAUCAGUAUAGUUGUUUUUCCCGUGGGUUUAAUUCUUGGACCUGGUCCUUAUGUGCGAAGAAUGAAUGUUUUUGCAUUUUCCCAAUGCGUGUCUAUAAGCCCCGUGUGUUCUAGAGAUUUCUUAACAAAUGUUUCAGUUUGGAUAGAUUGCCUGCCUGCUACAUUUCUCAUUUAUUAGUUAGCCAUUGAUAGAGAUGGCACUAUGCUGCAUCAACAGUAGAUGGCAGCAGUAUUAUGACUAUUUUCUAUACUCUGAAAGAGUUUGCCAAACAAAAGUAUUCUUUAAAUCACUGUUAAAAUUAUAAAAUGUUCCACUUAUUUUUAACAGAGUAUUGAUUAAUACAGAAAAUAUUUACUUUAACAUUGUAACAAAUGUUUUUAUUUAUUUCUUUUAAGAUUGUGGCCACCUUUGCAAUUGAAUGGAGCAUUGACAAGCAUGUUGAUCAUUGCCCUGUCACUUAUAAUUUGUACUAUAUUAUUUGGAAAGCUGUUCUUGUCAAUGUCCAAAGGAUCACUGAUAUUUUUCCUUAAUGCAUUUCUAUUAAGAUCCUCCCCCACAAGCACACAAAGUGUAUUUUAACAGUUGAUUGUUUAUUGAAUCACUGCGCCUUGCGUUCAAAUGUGUCUUAACACAUUUCUUACCUUAAAACAUUUCAAAAGUCUAAAAGGUUUUUGUCUGAUGAUUUAGAGGUCAUUUAUAAAUAUAGUUUCACAUUUUGCUGUCAAUAGAGAAUUGUGUCCUUAUACAGAAAAUACUGUAUACAAUGUAUCAUUGUGCCUUAUUGAAACCGGAAACAAGCCCUUUCUUCAUUUUAGGGUUCUAGAUGGGUUUGGUACACUAAAUUACUUUUUUUAUCUCCAAAGAUUAAAUCUUUGUAUCAGUAUUUAAUAGUUAGCGUUUUGUUAUGACAACAACUUUAACAUAUCAAAUAAUUUACCAAACUCUCAGGUAAAGAUUUGGUAGUAGGAGAAUACUGAUGUCUUGGUUUUAGUUUUGAAGGAUAAUAAUAAAAAACAAAAAAGGCAGCCGUUAGUACUAAUCUGAUCCAAACCCAGUUGAUUAUUAUGUUGCCAUUUUCCUGGAUCAUGUUUAUAAAAUUACACUCUGAAGAAUUUCCUUUUACAUGUUAUGUUAAAUAUUCUUUCUUAUUAACCUGAAUCAUGAUGCAAAGCCAGCCAUGUCCAUAGUAACUUUGUACAUAAUGGGCAUGUGACAAACGAUUUCUACAAAUUCUUUAUAUAGUUUCUUUUUUUUGACUUGGUACCUUAAAAAUACCGCGACAUAAUAAACUAUGCAUGUAUUUUUUAUAUUUCAAUGUAUAUAUUCUCAAAUAAGUAUAAGCUUUCUGCUCUCUUGACAUAUAAGUGUUUUGUUGCACUUCUGUUCUCUUUGUGACAGUAUUUCCUCACACAGCAUUCCACUGUUUGUUUAUAUUUAAUUUUUCCCCUUUAUUUUUUUUGUUGGCAAAAAUACCGAAUACCUUUUCAGAGUAUGUGUACAUAUAUUUUGUAUAUGUGUUUUCAGUGCAUUAAGUCUUUUGUUUUUCUCUCCCCAGAUAUGUUAUACUUGCUUAUUAUGCAAUAAAGCCUUAUUUUCUUUAA
This is a messenger RNA of Etheostoma spectabile (orangethroat darter), 6340 nucleotides long. Its product is annotated as tyrosine-protein phosphatase non-receptor type 14. Gene Ontology annotation, molecular function: protein tyrosine phosphatase activity. Gene Ontology annotation, biological process: protein dephosphorylation; lymphangiogenesis. The record is from RefSeq and is a predicted model, not a curated record. The transcript has 20 exons. Lineage: Eukaryota; Metazoa; Chordata; Actinopteri; Perciformes; Percidae. Gene Ontology annotation, cellular component: cytoplasm; cytoskeleton. The coding region runs from base 635 to 4498 and encodes 1287 amino acids.